Lethenteron reissneri (Far Eastern brook lamprey) is the source of this 3618-nucleotide messenger RNA. RefSeq lists its product as uncharacterized. The record is from RefSeq and is a predicted model, not a curated record. Lineage: Eukaryota; Metazoa; Chordata; Hyperoartia; Petromyzontiformes; Petromyzontidae. Gene Ontology annotation, cellular component: membrane.
GGGAAGUGACAGCGAGUUUCAUUUCGCCUGCAGCUACGAACGCGGAGUGGCGAGUUGAGUUCCCGCUCUUCGCGGCUCAACUCCUCCGGGUGACGAUGAUCUGAGCCGGUCCUGGGCCUGCCCCAAGGUCGACUCAGCCUCAAAUGAGCACCUGCCGCGAAUCCCUGUCCUCCAUUUGUGAAGGAAUCGCCCCGACUUCUCCACUCGGAAAAACAAAAGCAACAACAAUAUUCAUACUAAUAUUAUUGUUAGUAACGGUGGUCGUUGACAGCGCGGAGGUUGGGAAUGGCUCAGAGUCCGGAGCUCAGCGCCACGGAAGAACACAACGAGAAUUUAUGGUCGUCACCCCAGAGAAAAUGAACGCUGUAGCAAACAGCACGAUUUUCCUGCCCUGCUACUACACCUGUACAAUCAGCGGCGUUACCCACACGCUGGCGGAGUGGUUGAGGAUCAUAGAUGGACGUGAAGAGAGGCUUUAUCAAUACCCCAAUGGAGAUAGACAAUGGCCUUUACACGCCACCUGGAUGGGUGAUGUGUCCAAGUGUGACGCCUCCAUCACCGUCAGUGACAUCAAGACCCACGACUCUGGGCGAUAUCGCUGUGAGGUCACGGUGUUUCCACAAAACAAGCACGACAUUGGGUAUCUACAGCUGAAUGUCAAGAGUCCAUCAGAACUCGUGGUUGUGACCCCAGAUAAAAUGGACGCCAUGGCAGGCAGUACAUUUCUGCUGCCCUGUGCCUACACCUGUACAAUCAGCGGCGCUACCACCAAGCUGGUCGAGUGGUACAGGAUCAUCGACGGGCGAGAAGAGAGGAUUUAUAAAUACGCCGAUGGAGAGAGCAGCUACUGGUCUUUACAGGCCACCUGGGUGGGUGAUGUGUCCAAGUGCGAGGCCUCCAUCACCCUCAGCGACAUCCAGACCCACGACUCUGGGCAAUUUCGCUGUGAGGUCACGGUUUUUUCCCAAACUGUGCAAUACCACAUUGGUUAUCUACAGCUGACUGUCCACCCACGAACAGACCUGGCCGUUGUCACGACGGAUGCAAAGGACGCCACAGUAGGCAGCACGGCUCUCCUGCCCUGCUCUUACACCUGCAACAUCACGGACAUUAGACACACGCUGGUUGAGUGGUUCAGGACCAUAGGCGGACACGAUGAGAAGGUGUAUAAGAUUACACACAGAAAGAGAAGCCUCGGGCCGAUGCAGGUGACUUGGGUGGGAGAUAAGUCGACAUGUAACGCCUCGAUCACCAUCAGCAACAUCCAGACCCACGACGCUGGACGAUAUCGCUGUGAGGUCACGAUGUAUCGAUACGACAAGCCAAGCAUGGAAGACAUCGGGUAUCUGCAGCUGAACGUUCACAAUAAACCAGAACUGACAGACGCAACACCCACACCAACCGCAAACCCAACCUCAGCCCCAGCUCCAUCACCUGUAAUUGGCAUCGUCCUUGGAGUCAUUGCUGCUCUUCUGGUUGCUGCUGUAGUUGGUUUUUACUGCUGGAAAAAGAGACAAAGUCAGCUAAGAGAAGCAGAAGCCCCGCUUCAAGAAAUGCAGCCAAUGGACCCAGUUGGAUAAGACGAGGUCAAGUUGCACCGGCAGAGCAAGGAGAUGAGCCAAACGAUGAAGAAGGAGAAUGUGAGACCUCAACUUAGAGAACCCAGAAGUUCAGCCAACCAGUCCCAAGCCACCUUAACUUAUACAGCAAGUUGUACUAAUCAACUCAUCACCGCUAGAAACUAACCCUCAUAGAGCCAAUGAUCAAGACGCCGGCAACGCAGCGAUGUGAAGUUGAACCGCAAUGCCUCGUGAGGUUAACGCAAAGCUACCAAAGUUCUGGUUUGGUCUGGACCGUCUGAAAAUGUUGAUGUAGAACGCGAGACCUCAACUGUGUGGGCGUGGCUAUAGAAAUGUGGGCGUUGCUGGUGGUGGAGAGAGGGGCAACCAGCUGACCACGUGUCACGGUUGAGCCUCCCAGACACGUGGUAGCUUUACGUCCAUUUUGCAAGGUGCAUUGUCAUGCUGCCCCACAAAUGAAUGGCAUAGAGACCCCGUAACAAUUUACACAGAGACCCAUAGAUUCACAAAUAGACCCAUUUAUCCACAUGGACGCCAUAGAUUCACACAGAUACCCACAGAUUCACAAAGAGACCCAUAUAUUCACAUAUAGAUCAUAUAUUCACAUAGAGACCCAAAGGCGCGCAUAAAGACCCACUAAUGGACACAGGGACACAUAAAUUCACACAGAGACCCAACCAUUCACACAGAAUGUCAAUGGCUAAUAUAGUGACCCAUUCAUGAAAAUAUAGACCAGUACACUUUAUAGAACCUCAGACUUAGACACAUGGUUGUGAUUAAACUGGGCUCUCAAAUGCAGUGAGUUUGAUGGUCUCAGCCCGGUCACCAAUGGACUGCACAAAACAAAACCCAUCGCGUAAAUUUGUCCCAUCAUACCUCUUUGUCCGAUAAUUAAAACGUCUGCUUGGCUGCCGUGCGACGUCUCAAGGUAAAUCGUGCGAGGCAUUGCGGGCCCAGAUGUGCGGAGGUAUUGAGGGAACGAAGGAUUCUUGUGACAAGUCGGGUCCAGUCCCAUUCACAGCCGUUUGUUUCACACAUCGGGGUCGCACCGCUCUGCAACAUUUACAAGUGGAUUCCUUGUGCCGUGAUAUGACGAUGAAAGGUGAAUUAUAUUCUGUGAAAAAAAUAUAUUUUUAUAUUCGAGUACGGCAAACUCUUCCCUCUCGUGGGUUUAGCUAUCGCGGAUGUGCAGUUUUGUCCCAAGUUUUGAGGUACGGAGUUGGCCGAUCGUGCCCCUGUGACUGGACCAUUCGCGGUUGAUCACGAGAUGUAUGUACGCGUUGUAACUGCACUGCUCGCGAUGAUGCUGCCGCGGAAGAACACACGGGGUGCCGUCUUACCUCCGUCUUAUCUCCAUCUUAUCUCUAUCUUGUCUCCCGUCUCGUCUCUCAAGCGGCCCAUUGGGGGUCCCAGGUCACGUGGUGUUUCCAGCCUCGAGUGAGGAGGCAGUGAGGUUCAGCCGCCCGCCAUUUUUCUUUCUAUCGUACGUUAGGAACCGUGAACCAAACCCCAUUAUCACCAUUUACCCACAUGUUUCCGUAGAUGUUUUUCAGCAAAACCCGACAACGUAGAUUCCAAAGCCACAACAACGAUGCUGAGUUGUUUUUGGGUUAACGGCAAGAAUUUUGACCCCAGAAACAAGCACGGGUCAUUGUGAUGGCUACAAUUACGACUUACCCCUAUUGGUAGGAAAUACAGGCAUACCACUUAUAGCAACUAUUUACCAAGAACGCAUCUUGAGCGCUAUACGAGGUAUGCCUGUGUAGGGGAUGUCCGAGCCAUCCUCACACCGCACGGACACACAAUCUCCGCACUCAACAUAGCACACACCAAUCACGCGCACGUGAAUACACUAGACGGGGGUCAAGGGAUUAAAGGGCACUGACGUCACACGCACACGGCGCGCGAAACAGAGGUGUGGAUUAGGAAGCAGGGUGGAGAUGGAGGGUUUAAAAGGGGCUGUGAUAUGCGUGUUCGUGGUUGGUUUUGAGGAACGAGUGUGGCUCUUGUUUGAAGAAUAAAAAAGUGCUUAACCAGU